Molecule: messenger RNA, 1084 nt
Organism: Dendrobium catenatum
Lineage: Eukaryota; Viridiplantae; Streptophyta; Magnoliopsida; Asparagales; Orchidaceae
Product: peptidyl-prolyl cis-trans isomerase CYP22
Exons: 7
Coding region: 174-788 (204 amino acids)
Biological process (GO): protein peptidyl-prolyl isomerization; protein folding
Cellular component (GO): intracellular membrane-bounded organelle
Molecular function (GO): peptidyl-prolyl cis-trans isomerase activity
Source: RefSeq, a predicted model, not a curated record
AAGAAUGUUCCCUCCUCUUCAUUGUAACGCGCUGCAUUGUUCUCUUUCGGUCUUCGCUCUCGAUCUCUCUCUCCGUUCCACUCUCGCCAAGACUCCUUCCAUUUCUGAAUCUUCCGUAUAAAGUUACAAUCUUUUCUAUCCCAUUUAGUUCUCCCUGAUCUCUCCAGAUCGCGAUGACUUCUGGUAACGCGGCGGCGAACGCAAACGCAACGAUGUCGGCGCCUCCGGUUCCGCCUACGGCGAUAGUGGAGUGGCAUCAACGGCCUCCAAACCCUAAAAAUCCUAUCGUUUUCUUCGAUGUGACCAUCGGCAGCAUUCCAGCUGGUCGAAUCAAAAUGGAGCUCUUUUCUGACAUUGCUCCCAAGACGGCCGAGAAUUUCAGGCAGUUCUGCACCGGUGAAUACAGAAAAGCAGGGGUACCGGUUGGUUACAAAGGAUGCCAAUUUCAUCGGGUUAUUAAGGAUUUUAUGAUUCAGGCUGGUGAUUUUCUUAAGGGUGAUGGAAGUGGUUGUAUAAGCAUCUAUGGGAGUAAGUUCGAAGAUGAAAAUUUCAUUGCAAAGCACACAGGCCCAGGCUUAUUGUCAAUGGCAAAUAGUGGACCCAAUACUAAUGGUUGUCAGUUUUUUGUAACCUGCGCCAAGUGUGACUGGUUAGACAACAAGCAUGUUGUUUUUGGGAGGGUGCUGGGAGAAGGCCUUUUGGUUGUUAGAAAGAUUGAAAAUGUCGCCACUGGACCCAACAAUAGGCCGAAGCUUGCUUGUGUUGUGUCAGAGUGCGGCGAGAUGUAAGAUUCAGCCUUCAUUUGGGACGGUUUAUUUAUUACUUCUUAAAAUAAUUUUUUAGUAUGCUAAAAAUUACUUUAAAAAGUAACAAAAAAAGUCAUCCCAAACGAAAAUAGUCUAAGUAGCUUCUAUGUUCUGACUACUAUUCAAUUGUUAGAAGCUAAAAACUUAGCUGCAAUCUCUGGUAUUGUGUAUUAGUUUAUAAAUAGAUAAUUAAUGUUAUUACUUUGGAUGAAUUGGUUACUACUGGCAAUGUGUGCAGGGCUUUUAAAGUAAUUUUAAUUGGUCAAAAAUUAAUCCUA